GGACGGACUGGACACUGGACGAAUGGACAUGCGCAUGCGCGCCGCACCACAGAAUCGCACGCGACAGCACGAACGUAGCAGACGGCGUGGCCUCAGCAUGAAGAAUAAUUUACAAAGAUACACACAUACAUACUUAUCGAAAUGUAUUCUUUUAUUGGAUAUCGACACAUAUAUGUUUGAACAAUGAUGACAUGUGUACCGCAAGCAGAUAUCAUUUAUUAUAAUACUUUUAAAAGCAACAUUGCGUUGGCUUUAAACGGAGUCUUGAGAAGCUUUUGUAACUUGUAGUCGUAGAAAAUAAGCAGAGAGAAUCCCUUGGUUUCUCUUUUUGAAAAUAAGCUAAGAGAAUCUGAAUAUAUUUUUCAUAAGACAAAGUAUGUAUAUUGGAAUACAGAUAUCUGCACAGUAAAUUAUGUGUAAAUAAGUUGACCCGUCACUCCUCUCAUCAUUAAAUGAUCUUAUAUUGUACUAUGUACUAUUUUAUUUUGUUUUAUUUUUAAAUUUCUAAAUAGAAUUAUUGAAAUGUUUCUCAAAUGUACCACGCAUGGUUCCAAAACUGGAUGGCGUUACUGGCGUUAGUGCUGUUCAUAAACAUUUUCCUUGCGACUUGUCAUAAUUUUGCAAGUCGCUCUGUAGAAAAACCCGUAAGAAGAUGAAUCGUCAUCCGAAUACUGACUAUAAAAAUCGCAAUGAACCACAAGUUGAAUUAGAGAGUCAAUUUAUUAUGCGGUUACCUCCGGAACCCGCCAAAAUUCUGAGGGAAGCAUUACGUAGCGGUUUGCCCUUAAAAGAUAGAGUGGCUAUAAAACUGGAGAACGAUAUGCGUUAUGGUGAGGUUAGGGUCGACAAUUGGUUACUCCAUGCUAAGGUUGUCGACCUCCCAACAAUAGUAGAAUCCUUAAAAACCAUUGACAACAAAAGCUUUUAUAAAACUGCCGACAUAUGCCAGAUGGUAAUAUGUAAAGAAGAGGAUGAUCACACCGCAACAGAUGAAGAAUCUCCAAUCAAGCAGAAAAAAAAGGAUCCAAAUAAGGUUGACAAGAAGUUCCUUUGGCCUCACGGUAUUACACCACCCACUAAAAACGUCAGACGAAGGAGGUUUAGGAAAACUUUGAAAAAGAAAUAUGUAGAGGCGCCGGAGAUUGAGAAGGAAGUUAAACGUUUGUUGCGAGUGGACAAUGACGCUGUUAAUGUCAAAUGGGAAGUGAUAUGUGAAGAUGAAGAUACAUCAAAACCCAGUAAGGUGUCGUCGUCCGGUACAGUUAAGACUAAACGGGAGAGCAUGAACGGGAACACAUCUCAAAGUCUGGAUGUCGCUGAACACGAUAUAUUCGGCGAGCCCGUGAGUGACAGCGAGGAUGACGACGAAGAGGCGAACAUAAACGUGAUGGAGUUAGACGAGAAUAGUCGACUUUCGGCGGACAGUAGAGUUUCAGACUCCAAUUCUAUGCAAGCCACGUAUUCUGAGAGAUCAAGUAAUAAUGCAACGACGAGUAGUGGAUUAGUUACCGAAUUCAGUAAAGAUAUGUUUCAAAACGAUAACAACGGUGAUGCGGAAACUGAAAAGCAGCAGGAUGAGUGUACCCCGCCAAAAGUUUCAAAAUUAGAGCAAUUUCAGUCGGAAUAUAUUAUUUCAGAUAAUUACAGUGAAUCGAUAAUUACACCCUCAUCUGUGUCUAAAGAUUCGCGUCUCGCUACUCUGCAUGCGGAGUUGGCGGAGUUACGGCAAAGAAGGCAGCAGCAGGAGAUCGAAAUAGCAAACAUAGAAAACGUCAAGCUGAGACAACGGUUCCAAGAGAUCCUGGAUAAUUUGUUGACACAAGAGAUGCAGAAAGUACAAGAGAUACAAGAUUUGGAAAUGGAAUAGAAAAUUUACAGAUUCAUGCAUUAUAUAUGUAUAUGACAUAGAACAUAUUAUAUAAGGCAAAUUAUAAUCUUUUACAUAAUGAAAUUUUUAUAUAAACAAUUGAACA
Messenger RNA from Monomorium pharaonis (pharaoh ant), 1973 nucleotides. RefSeq names its product transcription initiation factor TFIID subunit 7 (gene Taf7). Gene Ontology annotation, cellular component: transcription factor TFIID complex. NCBI's taxonomy places the organism in Eukaryota, Metazoa, Arthropoda, Insecta, Hymenoptera, Formicidae. The record is from RefSeq and is a predicted model, not a curated record. Bases 653 to 1867 code for a protein of 404 amino acids. Gene Ontology annotation, molecular function: RNA polymerase II general transcription initiation factor activity. The transcript is spliced from 8 exons. Gene Ontology annotation, biological process: transcription initiation at RNA polymerase II promoter; RNA polymerase II preinitiation complex assembly.